CUGGUUGUGGUGUUUGGCCUGUGGGACUGGCAUAGUUCAACCGUCUUUUGGAGGAUUGAAAUGUCCUGUCGUUGGCGAGGCACCUGAAAGCCCAAGAAAAAUCGUGCCAUGGCACUGCAAGCCUCGAGGCUCUGUCUCGGAGAUUCAUUGUGAGCCCUGAGUACCAACCCUUGCUCAUUGCUGAGGCUUGAAGCAGCAUGUGCACCGUGGAAUUACAAAGGUAUGGUUCCAGCUGAGUAUAAGAGAUGAACCAUUAGUCGCUCAGAGAACACUAUCAAAUCAUCAGCUUCAAAUCAAAUAUCAGUCUUCUAGCCUCGUUAUCACUAAAGGCUCAGCCCUCAUAUGUAUCUUUAUGUCUCAUCAAAGAUCUAUCUCGGAAGCAGACUUCCACAAGCAGCGCCGGUCUUUGCUGCGGAAGAAGACCAGAGCGGGAUGGGGAGUAGGUCUCUCAAGCGCCAUGACUGCAAGUGGGCUGUACUAUAUGGCAGUACCUGCGGGUGUCGCCGCCUAUGGUUACAAGAACUCUGGCGAUACACUAGAGGAUCUAGAACAGAUUAUGGCAGCGCGCGGCAUCAAGCCACGUAGUCGAGAUAGGCUUGCCAGCUUCCUGAUCGGGACCACGGAGAAGCUCGCGAUCUCUGCUGUGACCCUGGGACAGAGCGAAGCCGCUUGCCUGGACGGAUACUUCGGGUUGAAAAACAACAUUGAUAAUCUCGCCCAUCUUAAUACGGAAGUCUUGAGCCACGACGGCCUAAAAGGUGCCAAUCUGCUGGUUAACAUGCCAGUGGAUUUCGUGCAGCAUACGGUACACUAUGAGUCCAGCAGUCAUGACGUCUCCGACAACUUGGCGAUGGCGGCUGCUGCGGGAGUCACGGAGUAUGGCUUGAACAAGAUGGGUGAUGCUGGAUCAAAUGCGCGAUGCAAAGUCGAGACGGGCCAAAGCCAGCAUGCCAUGUGGCAGGGAAUGGGCGUGCGAAGAUUUUGACUAUGGGCCACGGUGACCUUUGGCUGUAUCUAUCUGAAGUUCGUACAGCGGUUCUGAAGUAGUUCUUGCAUAGCUUCUUAUUACUUUAAAAUGUUAGCAGUCUUGUUUGGGGAAGCUUUCCUAUUGACGCUGCAUACCCUACCGUGCAAAUGCACAUUCUUUCCACAAGCGUCUAGCUUGGUUCGGAAAUCCUGG
This is a messenger RNA of Didymella exigua CBS 183.55, 1180 nucleotides long. RefSeq lists its product as uncharacterized. The record is from RefSeq and is a predicted model, not a curated record. Lineage: Eukaryota; Fungi; Ascomycota; Dothideomycetes; Pleosporales; Didymellaceae. The transcript has a single exon. Bases 353 to 985 code for a protein of 210 amino acids.